Messenger RNA from Erythranthe guttata (spotted monkey flower), 2423 nucleotides. RefSeq names its product 4-coumarate--CoA ligase 2. Lineage: Eukaryota; Viridiplantae; Streptophyta; Magnoliopsida; Lamiales; Phrymaceae. The record is from RefSeq and is a predicted model, not a curated record. Gene Ontology annotation, molecular function: 4-coumarate-CoA ligase activity.
UUGUAGAUCAAUAUUAUUAGAUUAAAAUAUUCGUAAGCAGUAAUCAACUGACCAAAGAAGAGUAGGUGUGCGUGUGGAUCAUUUGAAAAUAAAAAUACGGGUCUGGUAGUCGGAUCGGGUCGGGCUGGGCCGGGCCGCGGCUGUUGCACUUCCAUUUCCUCCUAAGUCCUACCUACCUACCCCCAAAUCUCCCGGAUAUAUUUAUCAUUUAUUUUUUCUUUCCCCAAAUAAACUUCUUAUUUCUCUUCUUUCUUCAAUCCAAAUUACUUCUGAACAAAAACAAAAAACCAGAGCAAAAUCCAAAUCCAAAUCCAAAUUCAAAUCCAAAUCCAGAUUCAAAAUCCAAAUCAGAAGAAUAAUCAGUUAAUUCAACGCAGAAGAAUGUUGUCGGUGGCUUCUGUUGAGACGACUCAGAAUCCAGAGCUUUCUUCUUCGCUUGCUGCUCUGCCGCAGCAGAAUCAAGCAUCGGAGACUCAUGUGUUCGUCUCCAAAUUACCGACGAUCCCGAUUUCGAAUCACCUGCCUCUCCACACCUACUGCUUCGAGAAUCUCUCGCAGUAUCCUGACCGGACUUGCCUUUUGGUCGGCAGCACCGGAAAAUCGUACUCCUUCGCCGAGACGCAUCUACUAUGCCGGAGAGUGGCCGCCGGUUUGUCGAAGCUCGGGAUCGGCAAGGGCGACGUCGUUAUGGCGCUCCUCCAGAACUGCGCCGAGUUCGUCUUCACUUUCAUGGCGGCUUCCAUGAUCGGCGCGGUUACCACCACGGCGAAUCCUUUCUGCACCGCCAACGAGAUUUUCAAGCAGUUUAACGCCUCCAAAUCGAAGGUGAUUGUCACCCACGCGCAGUACGUCGACAAGCUCCGCGAUGCAGGGGAUAAUAAUUACCCUGUGUUCGGCGAGGAUUUCGCCGUCGUCACGAUCGACGGUCCGCCGGAGGGGUGCUUGCACUUCUCGGUGCUUUCCGAGGCGAACGAGGACGACGCGCCGGCGGUGGAGAUCGAUCCGAGCGACGCCGUCGCGCUGCCGUUUUCCUCCGGCACCACCGGAUUGCCGAAGGGAGUGGUUUUGACUCACAGAAGCCUGAUCACGAGCGUCGCGCAGCAAGUCGACGGCGAGAACCCUAAUUUGCACCUGAAGUCCGACGACGUCGUUCUGUGCGUUCUGCCGUUAUUUCAUAUCUACUCGUUGAAUUCCGUGCUGCUGUGUUCGCUUAGGGCGGGGGCGGGGAUUCUGCUGAUGCCGAAAUUCGAGAUCGGCUCGCUGCUGGAGCUGAUUCAGAAGCACCGUGUGACGGUGGCGGCGGUGGUGCCGCCGCUGGUUUUGGCGUUGGCGAAGAAUCCGAUGGUGGAUAAGUUCGAUUUGAGCUCGAUUAGAAUGGUGUUGUCCGGGGCGGCGCCGCUGGGGAAGGACCUUGAGGCGGCGCUCCUCAGCCGCGUGCCGCAGGCGGUUUUCGGACAGGGUUAUGGCAUGACCGAGGCGGGUCCCGUGUUAUCUAUGUCCCCUUCUUUCGCGAAGCAGCCAUUACCCACGAAAUCAGGCUCGUGUGGCAAUGUGGUUCGUAAUGCUGAGCUCAAAGUGGUCGACCCGGAAACUGGCUGCUCUCUCCCUCGCAACCAGCCCGGUGAAAUUUGCAUACGUGGACCUCAAAUCAUGAAAGGGUAUUUGAACGACGAUGAGGCCACCGCUAGAACCAUCGACGUGGAUGGAUGGCUACACACCGGCGACAUUGGCUUCGUAGAUGAUGAUGAUGAUGUUUUCAUUGUAGAUAGAGUUAAAGAACUCAUCAAAUUCAAAGGCUUUCAGGUGCCACCAGCUGAGCUGGAGGCUCUUCUCAUAAGCCACCCGAAUAUUGCUGAUGCCGCAGUUGUCCCGCAAAAAGAUGAGGCCGCGGGUGAAGUACCAGUGGCGUUUGUGGUCCCGUCGAAUGGGUUCGAACUAACGGAAGAAACGGUAAAAGAAUUUGUGUCGAAACAAGUGGUGUUCUACAAGAGAUUGCACAAAGUGUACUUUGUUCAUGCAAUUCCGAAAUCACCAGCUGGUAAAAUUUUGAGGAAAGAUUUGAGAGCCAAACUUGCAGCACCAACAUCCUCUUCUUCUUGAUCAUUACAUUCAUUAAUAUUAUUAUUACUACAUAUAUAAAUUUUAUUUUUAAAGUAAUUUAUUAUUAUUAUUUUUUUCUUGAGAUGAAAUUAAUAUUGUACUACUACUUACUGCCUCGUCGUGUAUUAUUUAUUUAAAUAUCGUCUUGCGGAAUGUAUAAAUCGUGUGACUGUGAUGAGAUCUCCGGAGUAGACGCAGGUGAAAACUGAACAUUUGUAUCAUCAACUCUGCUUCUUUUUUUUUGUUAGUUGUUAUUCUCACAUUAAUUGUUUGAAGUGUAAUAUAUUUUAUUUAAUUAAAUUAAAUAUAUGUUAUUUUUUGGA